Pomacea canaliculata is the source of this 932-nucleotide messenger RNA. RefSeq lists its product as uncharacterized. The transcript has 2 exons. Bases 489 to 932 code for a protein of 147 amino acids. NCBI's taxonomy places the organism in Eukaryota, Metazoa, Mollusca, Gastropoda, Architaenioglossa, Ampullariidae. The record is from RefSeq and is a predicted model, not a curated record.
GACCGACCUAUGACAUAAUCCCUUUCUAAGACAUAAAAUAGUGCCUGACAUUACCAAUUAUUUUGUUUACAAAACAAUAGUUAAAUAAGACAACUUACUAACAAAUUCGUUAUUUACAAGCUUGAAAAAAUUCUAAUACUCGCAACAUCUUUUUGUGAGCCUGCGUUCAUUGUAUUUUUAAAUGACAUGAAAGUCGACCACUUCGAACUUGUUUUGACCAUGUUAGUUUCUUUCUCCUUCAAACUUUGUUGUUGCUGACAGUAUUAAUUAUAUCGUUUAAGUACAUUAUUAUAUAAUCGUUUUCAUACAAAGCAUUGUUAAGUGCAGCUGAUGCUCUAUCGGUAGCAACAGUUUGUGUAGUGAGAAGGUCGGCGACUGGCUGGCUGGCCAAGUCGACCUCGUGGUCUCUUUGUUCACGGACGUAAAUAGAGUCCGUGGUGCUGUUAACCAAAGUUCCUCGUGUGAAGUUGAAAUAUUUUCAUGUUAUAAUGGUUCAGACUGAUCUGCUUCUGGUGAUCCUUUUGUUACCUGCAGUGAACCUUAUUGGAGUGGAGUUUACUUGUCCAAUAUUCAAAGAUGGUCACAACAUUGUCAGCUGCAAGAUUAACAAAACAGCUGUUGAGGCUGCAGACUGCAUAUCGUUACAAAAUUAUGUGUUACUGGAAAAGACAACAACUUCUCGUCGAAAUCCACUUGUGAUAGGUUUCACUGAACCCUUUAAUCUGUCAAAUUGCAGACCAGUUCAAGAGCCUGUAGCAAACAGCUGCUGGUGUCAUGAGGCAAAUGGAGAAAUCUUUGACUACAAGUGUGACUUUGUGGCCAACCGCAGCAAAGAUAUCGAUGCAAUGCUUCAAUGCAAGAUUUGCAUUAAACCAAAGAAUCCUUUAGAAGAGAAAAUACACGAUAACUGCAAACGUAUGCGCUUUGGUUAG